UUCGACCAAAUCAGUCUGUAUUGAGUUUGUCCAGUUGAAAGUUGUGUUCUUUGGACAGUCAAUAAAAUGUGGAAGAAAUUAAUUUGUGGUCUGGUGCUUGUCGCUUUUGUUGGUCUGCAGUUUGCUCAAUCGCUAACCUGCUACAGCUGCAAUUCACCACAGUCCUGCCAGAAUCCCAGCACCCAGGUGUGCAACAAUGCAACAGCCAAUGCAACAAGUUCCUUGCUGAGCACCAUUCACAGUGAUGUCCUUAUAACUGGCAGCAACAGCUUCAAGUGCAUGAACCUCACCUACUUCAUUUACGCAAACUCAAUAAAGAUGGCAGAAAUUCUGGGCUGCUUCCAUCAGGGAAUUCCGGUCUGCAGUCUAACCCUGAAUGCAACCAAUAGCCAAAGUUGGGCCAGGAGUUGCAAGACCUGCGAUUAUGAUCGUUGCAAUCGCAAUCCAGCUGGCACUUUAAGCAGGAGCACCUACGUCAUGGUUGCCUCUGUAAUGGCUUUGAUUUUGGGCAAACUCUGGAAUUAAACACUUC
This is a messenger RNA of Drosophila innubila, 532 nucleotides long. RefSeq lists its product as uncharacterized. NCBI's taxonomy places the organism in Eukaryota, Metazoa, Arthropoda, Insecta, Diptera, Drosophilidae. The transcript is spliced from 3 exons. The coding region runs from base 67 to 525 and encodes 152 amino acids. The record is from RefSeq and is a predicted model, not a curated record.